AUGUUGGGACAGAGCAUCCGGAGGUUCACAACCUCUGUGGUUUGUCAGAGCCACUACGAGGAGGUUCCAGGGAAGAAUAUACCAUUUUCAGUGGAAAACAAGUGGAGAUUACUAGCUAUGAUGACUUUGUUCUUUGGGUCUGGAUUUGCUGCACGUUUCUUUAUAGUAAGACACCAACUGCUUAAAAAGUAAUCCAUGAGACAGAUAGGAAGAGGAAAAUAUUAAGAGGUGCAAUCUCUU
Messenger RNA from Dama dama (fallow deer), 240 nucleotides. RefSeq names its product cytochrome c oxidase subunit 7C, mitochondrial-like. The transcript has a single exon. NCBI's taxonomy places the organism in Eukaryota, Metazoa, Chordata, Mammalia, Artiodactyla, Cervidae. The record is from RefSeq and is a predicted model, not a curated record. Gene Ontology annotation, biological process: mitochondrial electron transport, cytochrome c to oxygen. The coding region runs from base 1 to 192 and encodes 63 amino acids.